AUGUUGACAGCAAGGUUGCCGGAAACUGCCCCUUCAACUGCUAGUUCUUCAGUCGGUUCCGAUGUGGAACGUGAACUGGAGCUGGUAACAGAGAAGCAGCCUCAGGAUGGACCUUCCUUCCCAAUUGCAGCUGCACCACCUCCUCCACCUCGUACCAAGGCAGAGUCGACCAUGCCUCCUAUCCCCUCUCUUGGCCAUCUCUCUCUGGAUCAGAACUCACCGUCAGAAUCUGAAGGAGACGAUCAAGAAACGGUGGAGUCGAAGCCUCUGGAAGGCGUAGUAACCUGUGAGGGGUGCAGAGCAUGGGAAGAAAAGUUCAAUGCGAUGCAACUGGAGCACACGUCUGUGAACAAUAGACUGAGUGCCACCGUCGCGGAAUUGCACACAGUAAAGAAGUUGAACGAGGAGAUCGAACUUCGAUCGAAAGCCGAAAAAGACCUGUUCGAGGAGAGGACCGGCUCGUUUGAGCAGCGCAUCGACGAGAUGGGUCAGCGCUUGGACGCCCUCAUGAAGAGAUAUCAGGAGUACCGGAGGGCGACAGAGUCCGAAUUCAGUCGUCUUGAGAGGGAGCGUGAGGCCGCCCAAAUGGAGAUUAUGGAAAUCGAGGAGCACUAUCGCACGUUGCUGGGCAAGCGACGCAACGCCGCCGCCGAGAUGUCCGCUCCGAUUGACCUCCCUUCCAACAAGGAGGACCUCGAGCUCUACGCCCUCCAGAUGCGCGAGGACCUUCUGUCUACAAAUGUUUCUCGUGAGCAUCUCAUGCAACGUUUGGACUCCCAGAUCGCCAUUAACCGCGACCAAUUGCUCGAUGAGCGUCAGAGACGCAUGAAGGCUGAGGAGUCGAUGCGCCAACACAUGUGGGAAGCCAAUGAGCGCACAGCAGAGCUUAUGCGGGCCAACGAGGUGGCUUCACAGGCUGCUGCUGCUAGAGAGGCUGCUGAACGGGCUGCUGAGAAGGCCUCCAUGGAGGCAAAGCAAUGUCGGUGGCUGACCAGGUUCGAAAGCCUAUCGCAUUUAUUGCGCUCCUGGGGGUCAUUUUCACCCAUCUUGCUGCUGGUUGGUUGGUUGUCGGCGGGUCAGCCGACCUUUUUCGGCGGCAGCUUCUGUGCCAGCACGCACCCAGCUCCCACUCGAAGGUGUCGCCCUCACGCCUUUGAUGCUCGCCUGCGAGGUCACAUGCUGCCGCCGCUCACUCAAGUGGCGGUUGUGUUUUUAACAGGUGCUUUGAUCGGCAAAAGCCACUCCACCGGGGCAAUUACCGACUGCCGCGCCACCUCACUCGUGUCUCUCACCAAAUUGCAGGAGACAGCUGAGUCGCUACGACGCGCAACCGAGGAGGUGGCGCAGCUGCGAUCUCGCGUGGUCAGCCUUCAGUGCGACCUCGAGACCUCUGAGAAGGUUUCGAAGGACUUUGUCCAGUUGGAGAAGCAGCGUGAGCAGACCCAUGAGUUGCGUUGGCAGGAUCCGGAGGAUGUGAGCAACUGCUCGGGGUGCAAAGCGGCUUUCCCAAGCGGGGCCGCAGGCCUUCAGACCAAGCUAAACUGUCGUCACUGCGGCAGCAUCUUCUGUUCCCAGUGCUGCUCCAAACUCAUUCCCCCCUCGGGCAACCGGUCGAAGCCAGCGCCCGUCUGUGAUAUGUGCCACACCCUUCUUGUCAAGGACGCCGCUCCCUACUUCUCCACGGGCGAUUUCUCACGAGAUAGCGAAGACAAACCUGGGGAUCCGAUCCCUUCCCGGGGCCCCCCAAGGUCCAUCGUCCAAACUCUCCGAAGAGACCAAUAA
This is a messenger RNA of Mesocestoides corti, 1782 nucleotides long. Lineage: Eukaryota; Metazoa; Platyhelminthes; Cestoda; Cyclophyllidea; Mesocestoididae. The record is from the annotation of a GenBank genome assembly.